ACUCACCAACACAAUGAUUGAGCUGCUGACUGGAGAGACUCCUAUAAGGUGUCAGGAUAUUGCCAUCUAUUUCUCCAUGGAGGAGUGGGAGUAUUUAGAAGGACACAAAGAUCUGUAUAAGGACACAAUGAUGGAGGAUCACUGGCCCUUCACAUCAGCAGUUAAGGAAGAGAUAAGAACACCAGAGAGAUGUAUCAGUCCUCUUCCACAGGAUGGUUCAGAAGAACAUCACAAUGUCCAACAGGAUGAUAUGGUAGAUGGAAAUAAGGACAUUAAGAUUGAGGAUCACUGGCCCUUCACAUCAGCAGUUAAGGAAGAGAUAAGAACACCAGAGAGAUGUCCCGGCCCUCUUCUUCCACAGCAUGGUUCAGAAGAACAUCAUAAUGUCCAACAUGAUGAUAUGGUAGAUGGAGAUAAGUACAUUAAGAUGGAGGAUCACUGGCCCUUCACAUCAGCAGUUAAGGAAGAGAUAAGAACACCAGAGAGAUGUAUCAGUCCUCUUCCACAGGAUGGUUCAGAAGAACAUCACAAUGUCCAACAGGAUGAUAUGGUAGAUGGAAAUAAGGACAUUAAGAUUGAGGAUCACUGGCCCUUCACAUCAGCAGUUAAGGAAGAGAUAAGAACACCAGAGAGAUUUCCCGGCCCUCUUCUUCCACAGGAUGGUUCAGAAGAACAUCACAAUGUCCAACAUGAUGAUAUGGUAGAUGGACAUAAGGAAGUUAAAAUGGAGGAUCACUGGCCCUUCACAUCAGCAGUUAAGGAAGAAAAAGGAACACCAGAGAGAUGUCCCAGUCCUCUUCUUCCACUGGAUGGUUCAGAAGAACAUCACAAUGUCCAACAAGAUGAUAUGGUAGAUGGAGAUAAGGACGUUAAGAUGGAGGAUCAAUGGCCCUUCACAUCUGCAGUUAUGGAAGAGAGAAGAACAUCGGAGAGAUGUCCCAGUCCUCUUCUUCCACUGGAUGGGUCAGAAGAACAUUACAAUGUUCCACCGGAUGAUCAGGUUCUGAAUCCGAGUGAAGAUCUGAACAUCAUAUAUGUUACAGAGACAUAUGUGAAGGGUGAUGAGCAGAAUAUAGAGGACAUUCCUACAGAUAACCGCCCAGAUGACUGUACCAGGAGCUCAGAUGGACAUUGGAUUACAUUAGCUUUGGAGGCAACUGCUCAUGAUAUUACCCAAGCAACAUAUGAAGCUAUACCCUCAGCCCUUCACAGCCAAGAUCUUUCAUUUGAUAUAUUUCCGCAGGUCCAAUCUUCUGAUUCAUCACAGACUGUAACUCAAAAUAAAAGCGGAAGAAGUUCUGACACGAGAGCUGACACAAAGAUUAAGUUGUUUUCGUGUUCAGAAUGCGGAGAAUCGUUUAACCAUGAAUUAGAACUUCUUCAACAUGAGAGAAGCCACACAGACGAGAAGCCGUUUUCAUGUUCGCAAUGUGGGAAACGUUUUGCUUUCAAAAAAACUCUUGUUGCUCAUGAAAAGAUGCACAUUGAAGAGAUGGCGCAGAGUAGUGACACAGCGAAGGAGCCAAUCUCAUGUUCUCAAUGUGGAAAAACUUUUAUCAUAAAAGCAAAUCUUGUUGCACAUCAGAGAAUUCACACAGGAGACCUGCCAUUUCCUUGUUCCGAAUGUGGGAAAUUAUUUAUCACUAAAUCAAAGCUUAUGGCACAUCAGAGAAUUCACACAGGGGAGAGGCCAUUUGUGUGUUCAGAAUGUGGGAAAAGCUUUACUCAGAAUUCUGAUCUUGUUAGACAUGGGAGAGUUCACACAGGGGAGAAGCCAUAUUUAUGUAAAGUAUGCGGAAAAUCUUUUUCUCGGAAAACAUAUCUUGUUGAUCACCAGAGAACCUUUCACAAGGGAAAAGUACAUUUAUGAAUGUGGGAAGCAUUUUACCCAAAAAUCACAUCUUUUUAAUCUUCAAAGAACUCAAGCAGGGAUGCGGUCAUUUUCUUUUUUUAACUAACAUGUCAUGCAACAGAAAGGAAAGGCAAUUAAGGCAGACCACAUCACUGCUGCGGGCCUACAGGUGAACUUUCUGUUAGUUUGCAACUUAAAUCCCAGAUAAUUACCUGUAUCCACCACUAGAGGGAGCUUGGUAAAAAAGAGAUUUUUACAGUUUGCAUUGGGCUCAAUGGAAGUUGUAUUUAUUCCUAUUCUGUUCAGAAGAGGCAAAGGAAUUAGAGCUGUAGAGAGGAGAUUUGGCAAUGUCAGUUGUCUGGAGUAAAUAAAUUCAGAAAUCAGAAUAUAAAUAUAUAAG
Molecule: messenger RNA, 2252 nt
Organism: Bufo bufo (common toad)
Lineage: Eukaryota; Metazoa; Chordata; Amphibia; Anura; Bufonidae
Product: zinc finger protein 397-like
Exons: 10
Coding region: 14-1870 (618 amino acids)
Biological process (GO): regulation of transcription by RNA polymerase II
Cellular component (GO): nucleus
Molecular function (GO): DNA-binding transcription activator activity, RNA polymerase II-specific; RNA polymerase II cis-regulatory region sequence-specific DNA binding
Source: RefSeq, a predicted model, not a curated record